UUCCUUAACUUCCCCUGACCCACUUGGCCACACCAAGAUUCUACUUUAUGGUUUCCCUUCUCUACAUUAUAAAUCUCUCCUCAGAAAAAGGCUUAUCAAUUCCCUGUAAAAGCAAAUCUAUUAAUUCUCUUUUUCUUUUUGUUAGAUUGAUGGAGGAGGACUCUAUCAUGAAUUCACUUUAUACGCAGAAGCCAAAAGCUUCUCAAGGAACAACCGCCUCUCCUGAGGCUGAAGAAAGUGGUUGGACUGCUUACUUUGAAGAUAUCUCUCACAACAAUGAAGAACAUAGUUAUUGCUCUAGUUGUGAUAGCUCCUCUUUGCUUUCUGAUGCUGCUUCUGGCGUUGCAUGGAAACUAUCCCACAACAAUCAUCUUCCAGCUUGUUCUUCAAUCAGAGGCUCCCCAAAGAUUUCCAACAAGUUAAAGUUCAAGAAAACAAGGGCCAAAGAAAUCUGCCGAGAUGAUUCUUUAGAAGAUACUGCUAGUUCUCCUGUGAAUGACCCUAACGUGGGAGACUGGGAACCGACGGAUAUAAAUCCCCAGAAGACUGAUCAUCAUGAUCAUAUGUAUGGUUCUCUGGAAGUGGCUCAGAAAUGCAUAGAGAAGAAAGAAGCUUGAACUUCAAUGGGAAGGAUGAUUCCUCAGACUUCAAGUCUUGUUCUUUGUAAGGCAUUCUUCCCCCGAGUUUCAUUGAAAUUAUCGUGUAUUACUUGAAACAAAACUCAUGGUGGAAUAACAGCUUUGAUUCUUUGAACAUUCCUCCACGCAGAAUAAUGUAUACAUAAACCUGCACAUUUAUAUUAUUUGUCUGCCGUUCUGGCUUCUAGAUUUCACAA
Molecule: messenger RNA, 835 nt
Organism: Mangifera indica (mango)
Lineage: Eukaryota; Viridiplantae; Streptophyta; Magnoliopsida; Sapindales; Anacardiaceae
Product: vascular-related unknown protein 1-like
Exons: 3
Coding region: 48-617 (189 amino acids)
Biological process (GO): xylem development
Source: RefSeq, a predicted model, not a curated record